Messenger RNA from Anolis carolinensis (green anole), 4005 nucleotides. It is a transcript of the gene gramd1a, whose product is annotated as GRAM domain containing 1A. NCBI's taxonomy places the organism in Eukaryota, Metazoa, Chordata, Lepidosauria, Squamata, Anolidae. Gene Ontology annotation, biological process: intracellular sterol transport. The transcript is spliced from 19 exons. The record is from RefSeq and is a predicted model, not a curated record. Gene Ontology annotation, cellular component: plasma membrane; endoplasmic reticulum-plasma membrane contact site; endoplasmic reticulum membrane. Gene Ontology annotation, molecular function: cholesterol binding; cholesterol transfer activity. Bases 175 to 2478 code for a protein of 767 amino acids.
AGGGCGACUGCGCCGGCUCUCUGACUCCUUCCUCUCCCUUUCCUCCUCCUCCUCCUCCUCCUCGUUGCCUGGGCCGCCGGCCGGGACCCACCGCUGGCUGGGCGGCGGUGGGGGGAAAAGGAGGAGGAAGCAAGCAAGCCGCCCUUCUGCCCCACGGACCCCCAGCAUCGGGCUAUGUUCGAGACGCAGGGCCGAUCCCUGGGCGGCCGCACUGGCACCACGUCCCCACGCACCACGCCAAGCAGCUCCCCGUCACUAAGGAAGCGCCUGCUUCAGUUGCCCCCGCGACUCCCUUCAGAGCCGCCGUCGGAGGCCAUGGUGGAGAAGGGCUCGGAGAAUGCCGCCGCGGAGCGGACCCCUCCGCCAGGGCCCCCUCCCAGCACCCCACUCAACUACCCACUCAGUGGGCGAAGCUUCAUGCGCAAUAACAAGAAAAUGCAGAGUUGGUACAGCAUGUUGAGCCCUACCUACAAGCAACGCAAUGAGGAUUUCCGCAGGAUCUUCAAGGGGCUGCCUGAAGCUGAAAGGCUCCUUGUAGAUUACUCCUGUGCGUUGCAGCGUGACAUCCUGCUUCAAGGGCGACUCUACCUAUCCGAGAACUGGAUCUGCUUUUACAGCAACAUCUUCCGAUGGGAAACCACAAUCUCCAUUCAGCUCAAGGAGGUGACAUGCUUAAAGAAAGAGAAGACAGCCAAGCUGAUCCCCAACGCAAUCCAGAUUUGCACAGACACUGAAAAGCAUUUCUUCACAUCCUUUGGGGCCCGUGACCGUUGUUUUAUGCUGAUCUUUCGCCUUUGGCAGAAUGCGCUCUUGGAGAAGACCCUGUCACCCCGAGAGCUCUGGCACAUUGUCCACCAAUGCUAUGGAUCUGAACUGGGCCUCACCAGUGAGGAUGAUGAUUACGUCUCUCCCGUUGAUGAGAUCAACGGCUUAGGAAGCCCGAAAGAGAUUGGAGAUGUCAUUGACCUGACUGACUUGACUUCCCGUUGCACCUCAGAUCUCCGUCUGGACAGCAGCCCCUUGCUGGACAAAAGGGAUGCUGCCCCAAGCAUCAAUUCGCUGGCCAGCAGCAGUGACGGAACUACUUCGCUGGCAGAGGACCCAGAAGAGAACACAGACAGCCAAGUGGAUGCCUCGUCCAGCCACACAGUGACCUCAGCCACAGAACCCCCCCAGGACGACUUGUCACGAGGGACGCCAGUGUCUCCCCUGGAGGGGGAACUCGUCCCCAGCGAGGAACUCCCCACGGACAUGAGCAAUUCCUCCACCUCCACGCAGGAUGAAGGUGAGAGCAACCCUAGUCCUGCUCUAACCGUUAAGCCGGCCUCCCUUCUAAAUCUUGGACUGGAAUCUGGAGAGCCUGCUCCUCAACCAUCUGCCUUUCCUCCUUCUCAAGCCGAGGUGGACGCCUUCUUUUCGGACCUUCCAGGCCGACUCCUGAUUAACACUGUUUAUCACGUUGGAGCAGAGAAGCUUCAGCAGAUGCUCUUCAGCGACUCUCAGUUCAUUCACAGCUUUUUGGAUCAGCGCAAAUUCACAGAUGUGGCACUGACGUCGUGGACUGGAGACAACAAGUGCCACCAAAGCCGUGUCAUUUCCUACACCAUCCCCAUCAGCAACCCAUUGGGCCCCAAGGUUGCUGCUGUGGUAGAGACCCAGACUCUCUUCCGUGCCAGUUCCAAGAGUGGAGGUUGUGUGAUUGACUCAGAAGUGAUCACACAGGGCAUCCCCUACCAGGACUACUUCUACACAGUCCAUCGAUACUGCAUCACUGCAGUAGCCAAGAGCAAGUCCCGGCUCAGAGUCUCCUCUGAGAUCCGGUAUCGGAAGCAACCAUGGAACCUCGUGAAGACACUCAUUGAAAAAAAUGCAUGGAGUGGUGUCGAAGAAUAUUUCCAGCACUUGGAGUUGGCACUGGUACAGGCCGAGAAAGCCCUGCUAGAGGAGAGCUGUCACGGUAAAGAACCGCGAGGGAUCUUGUCUGGACUGCGCCGCAGGAAACGCACGCUGAGCUGGAGAGCCCCUCAUGUUGAACCCCCAAUUCCCCCAUUACCGGAAUGUGAGGGAACCAGUCGGGCCAUUCGACCCUCAGGCAGCCUUACCUCACGACUUUCGGAGCAGCUGUCGGAACAAGGGCAAAGCCAGACGGUGUCCACAUUCAUCCUCAUCAUCAGCCUGGUCCUGGUGGUUUUGGUCAUCCUCAACAUGAUGCUGUUCUACCGGCUCUGGUCCCUGGAGCAUACAGCCCGAACUUUCGAAUCCUGGCAGGCUUAUGCCCUCUCCAACGGAAAGCUACCACAGACAGCAUCAGAAUGGGCUGAGAUCCUGGAGCUGCAGAAGCGGUUCCACAGUGUGGAAGUCCAGAAGUGGAAACAGAUCCUCAAGGCGUCAGUAGAGCUCCUGGACGAGAUGAAGAUCUCCCUUGAGAAGCUGUACCAGGGCAUCACGGUGGCUGAACCUCCCUUGGAGCCAGAGUGAAACCCCGACGACUCCCCCGGUUGUGGGUUUCACUGGACUUUUGGAGACGAUUCCGGACCCCGCCUCAAAAACUGCUGCUGGCUCGGUGGCACCCAGACCUGAUGGGUGGGUGGGUAAUGGGAACAACACCGUGCUCCUUGCCAGUUCAUUCCCUGAACUUGAUCCUGAAGUGUGCCACUGACAGCAAAGGAUUCCCUCCUCCUGUCCCGCUUCAGGGAUCCAACGGCCUGGACCUUCUCUCUUUCAGUCUCUCUCCUCUCUCUCUGAGGGUCUUGUGCAGUGGCUUCAAUUGACCCCCUCCCCUUUUAAGUGCUAUUUAUAUUUCCCGCAGGACCUCGGAGAGUUUCUGACUUGCUACUCCAACAUCCUCUUUUCUUUCCAACUGUUGUGUGUGUCGGAGGGAAGAGAUUCCAAGGACAGAGUCUGGUGCUUGUACCUGCCUCUCGUGUUGAGGCUUCAGCCAAAAGCUGGGACCGUAAUAACCCAUUUCCUUUCAUGGCCUCAAAUCCAUCUCCCAGUCCUUUUUUACUCACUCAUGUACAGUUGAGUGACAAGCUCAAAUCGCACCAUGGGCUCCAUCCUUGGCUGCCUCGGUCCUCCUGUUCUCUGCCUUCUGUGGGCCUGAUAGUUUCAUUAAAGAGACUAUUUCAACAAUACCUCUGAGAGUACAAUGGUUAGGCAUGAUCCUCGGUAUCACAUUGCCAUGCAGGAAAAUAGGGCCAAGGCACUUGAGUUCUGGAGGAGUUCAUCGGGGCGAGGGUAGGAAACUUACACAACAUCGCAUACAAGUGCUGCGGAGAAGUUACGUUUCGCAGAAUCUCGCAACAUAGCCACUGCUGGUUCUGGAAAUUUGUUUAACAAAGGAACUUUCCCAAUAUAGCUCAGGUUCAGUUGGGGCUGAUGGGAACUGGAGUCCAACAACAUCUGUCAAUUCCAAAGUCCACCAUUUGCUUUAGGGAAAGAAAUCCAAAAGGAAGUGAGCUACUCCAGUUUGCAUGCAGCAGCAGCUUUGAACGGUUCCUGCAGGGUGUCCAGGUUUACCCCAGUCUGCACAAAAAGUACACGACUGCAGGUAUCUGCUGUGCCCUUCUCGCCUUGUUUAGCAUCAUCUUGCCAGACGUUGGUGAGGAAGGUAAUGCCUUGGCAAACCUGAGUGCAGAACAAUGACUGCUAUGCUUGGUGUAAUUUUUCCAUCAAGGGAGUACUGUGCUCCCCAAACACCAAAACUAUACACUACCACUUUAAACGGAGAUUUCACUGCCAGCCUGGGCCUGUGGUGCCCUUCCAUUACUGCCUGAGGGGGAGGAUUGAAAUCUGCUCCCUCCUGGGGAGGGGUGUAUGUCUGCCAGCUCUAUGGUCUCUGUCCCUUGGCGUUCUGGAGGCUCAGAUUUCUACCUUCCCUUCUCUCCCUUCUCUUCUCCCUACAUUUUUUUAGCUGUGUUCAGUGUUAACAACCCUGUGUAUUCUACUUCACAGAUGUACCAGGGCUUAUUUAUUAGGGAGCAGAAUAAAGACUGUGGAUCUGAA